AUGGGUCUCAGCACUCUGAAUGAAGCGUCGGACAACUCCAUGAUGUCGGAGCCCGCCCAGGCAAUGCCUGCUGACGGCACAGGCAUUGUCCAGCUCGAUCCCUGGCUGUCGCCCUUCAAGGAGCCUCUUCGCAGCAGAUACAGCAAGGCGCAGGAGUGGAUCAAGAAACUGGAUGAAAAUGAAGGGGGGUUAGGACAGUUCAGCAAGGGCUACGAGAAGUAUGGUUUCCACGUACAGGACAACGGUGACAUCGUGUACCGAGAAUGGGCGCCGAACGCGCUUCGAGCAUACCUUAUUGGGGAUUUCAACGGAUGGAACCGCGACUCGCACGAAAUGAAGAAAAACGACUUUGGCGUCUUCGAGAUCACACUGCCCGCAAACAAUGGCCAGCCAGCAAUCCAACACGAUUCCAAGAUCAAGAUAUCCCUCGUCGUUCCCAACGACCAAGCGCGCCAGGAGCGCAUCCCAGCUUGGAUCACAAGAGUCACCCAAGAUCUGUCAGUAUCUCCAGUAUACGACGCAAGGUUCUGGAACCCACCCAAGGAACAGAGAUAUGUCUUCAAGAACCCCAAGCCAAAGAAGCCUGCCAGCGCCCGCAUCUAUGAGGCGCAUGUCGGUAUCUCAUCGCCUGACCCGAAGGUUGCCACAUACAAAGAGUUCACGCAGAACAUCCUCCCCCGAAUCAAACAUCUCGGCUACAAUGUCAUUCAGUUGAUGGCGAUAAUGGAGCACGCCUAUUACGCCAGCUUUGGCUACCAGAUCAACAGCUUCUUCGCUGCUAGCAGCCGCUACGGGCUCCCGGAUGAUUUGAAGGAGCUCAUCGACACCGCGCACGGUAUGGGCAUUACAGUGCUCCUGGACGUGGUCCACAGUCACGCCUCGAAGAACGUGCUCGAUGGACUGAACAUGUUCGACGGCAGCGACCACUGCUAUUUUCAUGAAGGCCAAAAAGGAAGACACGAGCUCUGGGACAGCAGGUUGUUCAACUACAGUCACUACGAAGUCCUUCGUUUCCUUCUUAGCAAUCUACGAUUCUGGAUGGAUGAAUAUCAGUUCGACGGAUUCCGGUUCGAUGGUGUGACAAGUAUGAUCUACACCCAUCAUGGUAUUGGCACUGGCUUCUCCGGCGGAUACCAUGAGUACUUUGGCCCAGGUGUUGAUGAGGACGGCGUUGUGUAUCUUAUGCUCGCCAACGAGAUGCUCCAUUCAAUCUUCCCCGACGUCAUCACCAUCGCUGAAGAUGUCUCGGGCAUGCCCGGCCUCUGUGUAGCACUGUCGCUUGGCGGCGUUGGCUUUGAUUACAGACUGGCCAUGGCGAUCCCGGAUCUCUACAUCAAAUGGCUCAAGGAGAAGCAGGACAUCGACUGGGACAUGGGCAAUCUGGCAUUCACUCUGACGAAUCGCCGACACGGCGAGAAGACGAUCGCGUACGCAGAGAGUCACGAUCAAGCGCUGGUCGGCGACAAGUCUCUCCUCAUGUGGCUCAUCGAUGCCCAGAUAUACACGCACAUGUCGGUGCUGAUGGAGCUGACGCCUGUGGUAGAUCGUGGCAUUGCCAUGCACAAGAUGAUCCGGCUCAUCACACACGCGCUUGGUGGUGAGGGCUAUCUCAACUUCGAAGGCAACGAGUUCGGUCAUCCCGAAUGGCUCGACUUUCCAAGGGAGGGCAACAACAACAGCUUCCACUACGCACGCCGACAGUUCAACCUAGUCGAUGACCACAACCUUCGUUAUAGGUUCCUCAACGAGUUUGACAGCAAGAUGCAGUGGACCGAGGAGAAGUACGGCUGGCUGCAUUCGCCGCAGGCGUACGUCAGCCUGAAGAACGAGAGCGACAAGGUGAUCGUCUUCGAGCGAGGCGGUCUCUUGUGGAUCUUCAACUUCCACCCGUCAUCUAGCUUCACGGAUUACCGGGUCGGCAUUGAGCAAGAAGGCACGUACAGGAUUGUGAUCAACACCGACAGCAAAGACUUUGGUGGACACGAUCGGAUAGACGAGAGCACGAGAUUCUUCACCACCCCGUUCAGCUGGAAUGGGCGCAAGAACUUCCUGCAGGUCUACAUCCCCAGUAGGAGCGCUAUCGCCCUGGCCCUCGAAUCUACCUUGUGA
Molecule: messenger RNA, 2109 nt
Organism: Coniosporium apollinis CBS 100218
Lineage: Eukaryota; Fungi; Ascomycota; Dothideomycetes
Product: 1,4-alpha-glucan-branching enzyme
Exons: 8
Coding region: 1-2109 (702 amino acids)
Biological process (GO): glycogen biosynthetic process
Cellular component (GO): cytoplasm
Molecular function (GO): 1,4-alpha-glucan branching enzyme activity; hydrolase activity, hydrolyzing O-glycosyl compounds; cation binding
Source: RefSeq, a predicted model, not a curated record